CUAGUCCCAAAAGAAACCUCAAUCCACCAUUUUCCCUUUGUAACUAACCGGUGUCCAAAACACGUGCGUACUAUCAAGUUACAUGGAAUUCUUAAUUGUUCGCGUUUAAAUCUAUAUAACGACUAUAAUAAAAAAGUGCAGCGCGCUUUUAUUCAACAGUCACACAUCUUAAAUAAACAAAAUGAACACGGAGAAGCUGAAAAAACUGCAGUCACAGGUGCGCAUCGGCGGUAAGGGUACUCCUAGGCGCAAGAAGAAGGUUGUCCAUGCGACGGCCGCGACAGAUGACAAAAAGUUACAGUCAUCAUUGAAGAAGUUAUCAGUCAAUACAAUUCCUGGCAUCGAAGAAGUUAAUAUGAUCAAAGAUGAUGGAACGGUAAUUCAUUUCAAUAACCCUAAAGCACAGGCAUCGCUCGCGGCGAAUACCUUUGCUAUUACUGGACAUGGUGAAAACAAACAAAUUGCGGAGAUGCUGCCCGGUAUCCUCAGCCAGCUAGGCCCUGAAGGGCUCAACCAGCUUAAAAGGAUAGCAUCAAGUGUGGCUGCUCCAAAGCCUAUUGACGAAGACGACGAAGUACCUAACCUAGUCGGUAACUUUGACGAGGCUUCAAAGCAAGAAGCAAAGGAAGUCAUUACUGAAGAAAAGGAAAAAGAGAAAGAGGAAAAGAAACCUGAGGCUGAAACCAAAGUCUCCGACAAGAAGACAGAUUAGACAUGAUUAGUUUUUAAAUGCUCAUUUAAAGUGAACGCUAGGGUUUCCAAAGCAGUGAGAUGUGUCUCAAAUUUGUUAUGUUAAUACACGUUUGAAUUAAUCAUUUCUUUGAUGUUUUGGUGACGGUGCCUUGUGGACUCAUGUCUUUGGAAGCCUUCAUCCAUGCUAUACCUUGCACUAACAAUCUUGUUUCAUAAGUGUUGUAAAAACUGUUAAUAUUGGCAAUAUUAAGUACAUAAGUUUAUUUGAGUCAUAGAUGUCAGUAUAUUUUAACUAUGUAAAAUCUGGUUCGCUUUCAAUACAACUUAGAUGCUCUUCCUAGAGCCAAUAUUAUAUAAAAUAUAAAAAUUGAAAAAUGUGUAAAACGGUUAAAGUUUUUGUUAUAAAUAUGUGACAUAAACUUUAAUCUCUGAA
Molecule: messenger RNA, 1126 nt
Organism: Pieris napi
Lineage: Eukaryota; Metazoa; Arthropoda; Insecta; Lepidoptera; Pieridae
Gene: bic
Product: transcription factor BTF3 homolog 4-like
Exons: 1
Coding region: 182-712 (176 amino acids)
Cellular component (GO): cytosol; nascent polypeptide-associated complex
Source: RefSeq, a predicted model, not a curated record